AUCGCUUUGUCGUUGGCCCGUGUGGUGCGGAGAAAUAUAUCUGCUGUGACGUGCGGCCCGCUGAAAAUCAAGCUCGAGAUAAAAACGGUUUCCAAUCAACGCCAACUUUGAUUUGGUCGUGGCAUUUUUAUUUUAUUUUUAUUGAAUGGAGAAGAACGUUUCGUGCGAAGGUGUGUGACAUUUUUGAAUGACACUCACGCGAUCGUCGAAAGGAAACAAUAGUGAGACCCAAUCCGACGGUGCGUGUUCCUAUGUGAGUUAAGUGAGGGUGAUUCAUGAGUCAGAAUUUUGCGCUUUUUGAAUGGAAAACGGGGAGUAACCGCCGUUGGAGUUUUUGAUCGUCGUAUAAUAGGCAACAAUUACGCCCACACACACGAGAUUCUUGGGCUCGUGCGGUUGGUGAGUUGGUUGAUGGUUUGUACCUGGAAGCGAGCGAAGAACGAAAAGUGACAGAAAAGGGAGGAGAAGAUCCGGAAGAAACCCGAACAGAAUUUGUGAUUUUUGUUUUCGUCGGGCUGCAGGGUGUCAUUGAAUAGCACCAGUCAGUAGUUAGUGUAGGCUGGAUUGUUAUUAUGCGGAAAAGGAGAAGCAUAAAAGUUUAGAAGAAAAGAAGCGGAAUAGCCCGAGGCCGUCGGAGGAAGUAAUAAGUGCAAAGUUCCGAACGAAAGGAAACCGGGUAUAAGUGAAGAAAAAAUAUUGUGUGGCAAAGAAAUCGAUGGAAUGUGAUUGUGGCAAGUGAUUCCUUCACGGUAGGAAGAAGUGUGUCUGGUGUUUUGGCAGUGUAACGUGAGUGCAAAUUAGAGAACGACGAAAAUAACUAAGGCCGAGGAGCUUAGAAAGAGAAGAGGCUUUGGCAAGGAUAAGCCGUUUGUCGUUUGAAUUGAUAAGAAUCCAUUUGUGGAAGGCGAGAGCCAGCGAUACCUUAAUUGCUGUUGGUGGUGGAACCACCGCGGUCAAAGAUGGACGGGAAGGAGAAGGCAAAGGAACCGGAAACGUCGUUCCGCUUCAUAAGGGGUUCCGAUCCGAGGGCGGCAACCUGUCGGGGAAAGCUCCAGAGUCGACGAUGUAAGCUGAACCAGGAAAUCAACAAAGAGCUAAGGUUGCGGGCCGGUGCCGAGAACCUGUUCAAAGCUACCACCAACAAGAAGCUGAAGGAUACGGUCGCACUGGAGCUCAGUUUCGUCAAUUCGAACCUCCAGCUGCUCAAGGAGCAGCUGUCCGAGCUGAACUCAUCGAUGGAGAUCUACCAGAGCGAGGGCUUGGACUACGUGAUACCGAUGAUCCCGCUCGGGCUGAAGGAAACCAAAGAGGUCAGCUUCAUGGAACCCUUUUCGGACUUCAUCCUGGAGCACUACAGUGAGGAUUCGUCCGUGUACGAGGAUGCCAUCGCCGAUAUUACCGACACGAGACAGGCAGCCAAAACUCCGACCCGAGACCUCCAGGGCGCGGCUCUAUUGUUCCGCUACUACAACCUAUUGUACUACGUCGAGAGACGAUUUUUUCCGCCCGACCGAAGCCUAGGAGUUUACUUCGAGUGGUACGACUCGCUGACCGGGGUCCCCUCAUGCCAGCGAACGGUCGCAUUCGAGAAGGCCUGCAUCCUGUUCAACUUGGCCGCCAUCUACACGCAAAUCGGGGCCAGGCAGGACCGCUCAUCGGAGAAAGGGCUCGACUCGGCCGUGGAUAACUUCCUGAGGGCGGCCGGUGUGUUCAAGCACAUCUACGACACCUUCACCAAUGCGCCGUCGAUGGAUUUAAAACCUCAAGUCCUAGAAGUGCUGGUGGCACUGAUGUUGGCGCAGGCACGCGAGUGCCUAUACGAGAAACUUUUACUACAGCUAGAAGAAAUGACCAAUUCCGAUUGCAGUUCGCUACAACGCAAUCUUGCCGGCGAGGCAACCCAACUGACGGUGGAGUACCAGGAGAUUCACCGGAUAAUCCAGAGCAACGAGGCGCACACGUUCCUCCCGGAGUCCUGGGCUGGACUGGUACCACUGAAGUCCGAGCACUACAAAGCUCUUGCCCACUACCACACGGCCAAAUCGAUCGAUCCGGCGCUGCGAAACUUCAAAACGAGUACCCCUUCAAAGUCGGCCACCAAGCAGAAGGUCAAUCUGGGCAGCCAAACGUUGUCCCAAUCGCUAGACACGUUCAUCUUCGAUGAAAGCUCCCUCGAGGGGGACCUCAAUCCGGCAAUGCUGAAGAAAGCUCACCUGCGCGAGUCCCUCUCUAGUCACGAGGAAGCCCAACGGUUACAGCGAAUGUGCCGGGAGCUGAAGAACAAGAUCGCCCUCACCAAGGUGCUCAACUAUGGGCUGGAAAAGACGUCCGAAGAGCUGGAGAUGUUGGACCUGGAACUAGACGGAGCGGGCUAUCUGGACGAGGACAUCGACAUGAUCGAUGUGACGUUGAACACUACCUCCAAGUUUACCAUUUCCCUGACGGGACCGGACUUUACGGCGUACAAAAUCGAGGACCCAUUCCGAAAGCUGGGACCGAUGGCAAUCUUUUCGGCGAGACGCCACUGGACUGCCCCGCGCUGCAUUCGCCUGCAGAAGGGCAACUCGAUGCUGAUGACCGGCGGAGGGACGUUGGAUCGACGUCGGUACAAUAGCAGUACAAACAUCGGAAGCGCCAGCAGCAGUACCGGAGGCAGUAGUAUGGACGGAAGCAGCGACGGUGGCCGGAACAAGUGCCAGUGCAACAAGACCAACUACUACAACGACGUUCGGGCGUGCGACGUGUGCUUCAAGGACGUGUGCAACGUGUCGGAUGCGGACUAUCGGUCCCGGAAGUUGACUCAAAUGCCGUCGAGUGAGGGAAGCGACUGCAGCAGCAGUGGCGUCGACCAUUUCGAGAGCUUUGGCUUCCACGUGCGGGGCGAUGCGCCGGUCAUGAUUUCAAGCGUCGAGAUUAACUCGCUGGCUGAUCUCGGUGGCAUCAAGGAGGGAGAUUUCAUAGUGGAACUGUGCGGAGUGGACGUCAAGUGGUACAACCACCAGCAGGUGCUGAAGCUGAUCAAGAACUGUUCGAACAGUUUGGACCUCAAGGUCAUCACCCCGAUGGAUCGCAACUAUCUGAAGCCAAUGGCCUCAACCCACUCGAAGGGAUCGAUUUCAACGCUGUCCGGUAGCUCGUCGGGGGUGUCCUCGGGGGCACCGAGCCCGACCGGGACGACCUCCAAGAUUGGUGGCAAACCGCGCUCAAAGUUGGGCAAGAACCGCCUCAGCAGCUUCACCUCGGGCAGCUGGAAUCCGUUCCGUCGGACGCAGAGUUUGGGAAAGAUUUUCUAGGGCAUUACCUGCGACUGUCAGUUACGGAUAAACUUUUUUUUAAUUCGUGUACAGAGAUACUACUUUAGUUUUUAUUCGUGGGAAUAAGUAUACUUAAUUUUAAUCGUAAGUUGUUAGAAUUUGUAAAAACAUGGAUGCCAUCACAAACUUACACAUCUACCUAACAGCUUGUUCAAAGUGGGAUAGAUAGAUAGUCGAAUGAGAAAGUCUUAUUUAUAGCCUAUUUCCUCAAAACCUUUUGAGAGUUUCUUUUAAACAGUCCCGAGAGGAAAUGAGACAUACUUUUGUUCCGGAAUAUUUAUUGUUUUAAAAUGUUAAUUUACUCAAAAGUCUAGUUUUAUCUAUAGCGCCUAGUAAGACCUGACAUGACGACGGGCAAACUCCGAAAUCGUCAUGAGGGUUAUUCCAUUCUGUACAUUUGAAUAGAAUUUAGAAUUGUUAAGUGACUAUGAAUCCGCUUGAGCGGCAUGAAGGAAAAAAACAAAAUUGAAUAAUUUUUUACAUAUUUCUAACGACAUUUUGCUUCGGGCAAAGUCUAAAUAGUUAGUCGGGUAGGACAGUCUACAGAGAGAAGGGGCACAUUCCAAAAAUGUACUAUAAAUGCGAACGACGAAACUUUGAGCAGAAAUAUAACUUAGUGAAGUUAG
Molecule: messenger RNA, 3940 nt
Organism: Ochlerotatus camptorhynchus
Lineage: Eukaryota; Metazoa; Arthropoda; Insecta; Diptera; Culicidae
Gene: Rhp
Product: rhophilin
Exons: 10
Coding region: 960-3293 (777 amino acids)
Biological process (GO): signal transduction; negative regulation of stress fiber assembly
Molecular function (GO): protein binding
Source: RefSeq, a predicted model, not a curated record